AUGACAAAAGAAAUGGUCGGAGGAUGCUGCGUUUGUGCAGACGAUAAUGGCUGGGUAGACAAUCCACUGAUUUACUGUGACGGAGAGAAUUGUGAAGUCGCUGUACAUCAAGGAUGUUACGGAAUUCAAGAAGUGCCCGAAGGCGAAUGGUUUUGUGCGAAAUGUACGAAAGCGGCGGGGAUGUUGCCAGGAAGUAUAAACGACGAAACGUUUUGUUGUCAAUUGUGUCCGUUUGAUCAUGGCGCAUUGAAAAGGACGGAUCGAAAAGAUGGAUGGGCUCAUGUGAUAUGUGCAUUGUAUAUCCCAGAAGUCAGAUUUGGAAAUGUUCAUAGUAUGGAACCAGUGAUAUUGUCCGAUGUGCCUCUUGAUAAAUUCCAAAAAGUCUGCUACAUUUGUAAAGAAGCCGAUCGACCUAAUGAUGCUAAAAAAGGGGCAUGUAUGACAUGUAAUAUUCACAAAUGCAAGAAAAGCUUCCACGUCACAUGUGCACAACGACAAGGACUGCUGUGUGAAGAGGGAGCCGUUAGUAGGAAUGUGAAGUAUUGUGGAUAUUGUGAACCCCAUUUGGCGAUAGCGGUAAGUCUUCUUCUUCUUCAUUUUUAUCCGCCGCCGGGGCCCUACCGCCGUCCCCUUCUGUUAAGAGAAUCCAGGGAAACAACGAUCAGAUGGGGAGAAGAAAAAGGGGUGGAGAAGAGGGAUGGAUGGUCACAUACAUAUUAUAAUAAGAAUUCUGGAAACUACAAAAAACCAUUUUUUGUCAAAAAAUGCCAAGACGAUCCUGCGAUCAAGAUCAUCCCAGCGUGCCCACCGAUCCUUCAAAAGCUCAAAGCUCCGGAAAAGCAUAAGAAGAACGCGCCCACCCCGACGGUUCUUCUCACACCACCACCUCCUCUUCCCCCGGUGCCAAAGGUGACACCUAUGCUCGCCGAUCCCCUACCAAUUCGGCCGCCACCAAAUCAAGUGAACGGAAUUAGUUCAACAGUAGAAGAGAGGACUUCUGGAAUCUUCGCUCCACCAACUACUUUCUCACCCCCUCUGACAACGUCCAGUAGGUCGUCAGUUGCGCCGGAUCCAAUAGUGGAAAAGCCCAAAAAUAGUUUUUCAUCGGGACCGUUGAUUCCAUCGACGGUACAAUCCACUGCUACCACGUCUUCUGAAAAAGCAGCAAUGGCAAACGGAAGUACGCUUCCAUCAUCGUCAGCCGAAACCACUGUUGGUAGUCAUUGUUUGCAACAGUUGCAUAUUCAGUCAGCAGCUGCAGCCGCUGGAAUCGCACCACAAAACGAUCUGAAUGGUUAUCCAGGACCCAGGGAACUUUCUAGUUUUAUGCACGAAAUACCGGCUCGAAACACGACAAGUGUCGCCAGUUUACUUCCACCAAAUGCUGCAGACUUCCAUUUGAAUGGAAGUGGAGAUGAGGAAAAGACAGUGAAAGCAGUGCUGACGGCUCCACUCGCCAAAGCGAAACGAAUGCGGGAUUCGAAGAAUGAUCAUCUCGUUGAUAAGACGAAUAAAAGGCCCCGUGCGAACGGUGGAACGGUUGGUAAAUCGGCAAGCAUGCAGCGACUAAUGAACCUCGUGCAACCAGUUGUAUCAGAAGUCGUCACGGAUUUCCAGAGAGACCGAGUAGCUGAUAGGACAGCGGCAGAGCGGAGAGCAGCAGUGGCACAAUCGCAACCAUCAACAUCGACGAAUGGAGUUGUUACAGCACCACCAGUACCAAAUCCAGUGGAGCCAAUGUUGAAUCUGACGAUACCACCUCCAACUCAUCAGAGCAAUGGUGUCGCACCUCCGAACAUCCCUCCGUCCCAGAUUCCAGGACCUAGUACAAGUAAUGAAGCUCCUGUGAAUGGAGUCUCUCCAUCACAACUGCCUCAUCGCUUAAAUACUACUCCGUCGUUCAUGGAACAGCUUCUGGAGAGGCAAUGGGAUCAAGGAUCGACGCUGUUCAUUUCGAAUGCGUCAUUCGAUGUGGCACAACUCAUGAGUUGUCUCUUCCAGCUGAAAUCUGAAAAUAAUCGUCUGGAAGAGAAUCUAAGUGUUCUUCGAAAGCGACGAGAUCAUUUAUUCGCGCUGAAUGCACGGCUAGCAGAAGUGAAUACGUUGGAUUUGGCGAGAAAACGAGAAGCAUCGCUUCCUGAUCUUCCGUUGGUUCCCAAAACCGAAAUUCACAAACAGGAGCACGUUCCAACCAGUGUCCCACUUCCAGCCAAUCACAGCAGUGUUUUGUUUGAAGAUGCCAAGCCACCAAAGUCACACAAGAAGGCCACCGUUCAUCAAACUCCAAUUGCUCAUCCAGUUCCAUUGACCACUUCGGCCGUUCUUCCAUCAAGCACCCCAAGUGCGAUGUCGAGUGCGAAUAUUCAAAGCGCUAGAGCUACACCAUCAACUGCUGGAGUUCCAUUGGCAGCGAACCCGAUCAUGACUGCCGUCACAGCAGCCAAUGAACUGGCCGCAUUGAGCCCGGAUCGUGUUGCCAAUCAUACUCAAGCGAUCUUGAGUAUGUCCCGCUUCAUGCAGCCCGGAAUGGACGCCAACGUUGCUGCCCAACUCCAGAUGCUCAGCACGUUACAACAAGGCAUGAACCAAUCGAACCUCUUCUCGAGAAUGCUCACCAAUCCAACGAUGGCUGGGCUCGCGAGCAUGCUCAACGGAGGACUCCAACAGAACGCUGUCGUUGCUCAGCAACAACAACAUCCACUUCCGACGAUACCAUCCACAUCUGCAACUCCAAAUGGAAAGUAG
Caenorhabditis briggsae is the source of this 2745-nucleotide messenger RNA. It is a transcript of the gene Cbr-zfp-1, whose product is annotated as Protein CBR-ZFP-1. The record is from RefSeq and is a predicted model, not a curated record. Gene Ontology annotation, molecular function: nucleosome binding; histone binding. Lineage: Eukaryota; Metazoa; Nematoda; Chromadorea; Rhabditida; Rhabditidae. Gene Ontology annotation, biological process: regulation of transcription by RNA polymerase II. Gene Ontology annotation, cellular component: nucleus. Bases 1 to 2745 code for a protein of 914 amino acids. The transcript has 10 exons.